Molecule: messenger RNA, 2497 nt
Organism: Nothoprocta perdicaria
Lineage: Eukaryota; Metazoa; Chordata; Aves; Tinamiformes; Tinamidae
Gene: LIMS1
Product: LIM zinc finger domain containing 1
Exons: 10
Coding region: 1-1269 (422 amino acids)
Biological process (GO): cell-cell adhesion; positive regulation of substrate adhesion-dependent cell spreading; cell-cell junction organization
Cellular component (GO): focal adhesion; cytoplasm; cell-cell junction
Source: RefSeq, a predicted model, not a curated record
AUGGAUUUCCAAAGCAGGGCCCGUGCUUACGUGAUCCCGGAGGAUGAGGAGAUGCCCCGCGAGGCCGCCCGCGAUGCCCGCAGCGCCGCGGGGAGCGGCGGCGAGAGAGCCGUGUCCAAGCUGCAGCGCAGGCACAGCGACAUUAAAGUGUACAAAGAGUUCUGUGACUUUUAUGCAAGAUUCAACAUGGCCAAUGCCCUGGCCAACGCCGCCUGCGAGCGCUGCAGAGCCGGCUUCGCGCCCGCCGAGAAGAUCGUGAACAGCAACGGCGAGCUCUACCACGAGCAGUGCUUCGUGUGCGCCCAGUGCUUCCAGCAGUUCCCCGAGGGGCUCUUCUACGAGUUUGAAGGGAGGAAAUACUGCGAGCACGAUUUUCAAAUGCUGUUUGCCCCGUGCUGCCAUCAGUGCGGCGAGUUCAUUAUUGGUCGUGUUAUUAAGGCUAUGAACAACAGUUGGCAUCCAGAAUGCUUCUGCUGUGAUAUCUGCCAACAAGUGUUGGCAGAUAUUGGAUUUGUCAAGAACGCUGGCAGACAUCUCUGCCGUCCUUGCCAUAACCGGGAGAAAGCYAGAGGCCUCGGGAAGUACAUUUGCCAGAAGUGCCACGCCAUUAUUGACGAACAGCCUCUCAUAUUCAAGAACGAUCCAUAUCACCCCGAUCAUUUCAACUGUGCAAACUGCGGGAAGGAGCUGACUGCUGAUGCUCGUGAGUUGAAGGGAGAACUGUACUGUUUGCCCUGCCACGACAAAAUGGGUGUCCCCAUCUGUGGAGCGUGUAGAAGGCCGAUCGAGGGACGUGUGGUGAAUGCCAUGGGCAAGCAAUGGCAUGUGGAGCAUUUUGUUUGUGCAAAAUGUGAAAAGCCAUUCCUGGGUCAUCGUCACUAUGAGAGGAAAGGCUUGGCCUAUUGUGAAACCCACUACAAUCAGCUGUUUGGUGACGUGUGUUUCCACUGCAAUCGUGUGAUCGAAGGGGACGUUGUGUCUGCUCUGAAUAAGGCCUGGUGUGUGAACUGUUUCGCUUGUUCAACUUGCAACACUAAGUUAACACUCAAGAAUAAAUUUGUGGAGUUUGAUAUGAAGCCUGUCUGCAAGAAAUGCUAUGAGAAAUUUCCUCUAGAACUGAAGAAAAGACUCAAGAAACUAGCUGAAACUGUAGGAAGAAAGURAAGACUGCUCUUCCCUUCUUUUAUAAAAUUACUAUAUAUGUUACUUGAGGGAUUUUUWUUCUGCUUUGAAACUGCGCUCAGACAAGUGAUGAUGCAUGCCUUUUAAUUAUCACAUGCAGGUAUCUUCAAAUCCCUUCAGAUUUGUUGACAUAAAUCAUACUAAUAGAAUAAAUUAUGUAUCGACUCACCUGAAAGUAUUUUCACCCUCAUAAUGCAGCUGAAUAGAUGCACUGCACACAAGAGUUUUUACAGAGUUCUACACAGAGGUAAAAUUUGCUUGUAAAUACUGCAAAAAUACACUUUGCAAAUGCAYCCAACUUCAUGUCCACGUAGUGUCAUUUAUAUAACUAGAAGUGUAAAUGUGCAAACUUGAGCAUGGACGUAGGAYUCUGAGUGACUUGGACAAGAAAUUAAGUUGCCUUCUUUCAUGGAGAAAUCCUCUGAUAGCUUCUAGUCCAAACAGUCCCACUAAYGAGCCUUCAAACAGCUUGAAAAAUGACAGGUUUCUAAACAUAGUCACUGCAGAAAUUAUCUCCCUUUAGUAGAUUAUGCUUAUACGAUGAAUCAUUGUACAUCAGGCUUAGCAUGAAAUAUCUAUAUUAAAUAUGUAUUCCUACCGCAAGAAAUGAGCAUUCAGAACUACUUGAAUUUUGCUAUAUUCCAUAUAGAAUAACUUCUUAACUUUUAUAUAUACUUUUGCAUUUUAUUUACUUUUUGUGCCUUAUUCUGCUGGACCAUAGAUAAUAAUGUUCCAUUAUAUAUAUAUAUACAGUUUUAUUUUUAUUUCAUAUUUUUAUGCAGAAAUUAUAUACCUGGUAUCUUCAAAAGAUAACAUGCUUUGCCUUAAUUACGUAGGAUUCAAGAAAUACCAUGUUUCAGAUGUGAACACCUGAGGCUAAAAUCUAGCUUUUAGGCUUUGUUAMUUUUUAGAAGAAUAUUGAAAAUGCAUAUUUCAAUUAAGUGGCAAUAUUACUUUUACACUAGUGAGUGUAAAUACGUUUGGUUUGAUCCUGAUGGGAUCUGUUUCUUUAGCCAUCAUCAAGGACUAAGAUCACAGAUUAGCAGACUUCCUUAUAACAUUAACUGUUUUAUACUAUUGACUUCUGUCCUUGCAAAUCUUCCUKAUAUAAAAACAAAACAAACAAUUGCUUAAGAAUUGUAGUGAUAUURCAUUGUCAAGUAUGCAAACAUUUUUUUUCUUAUUAUUAGUGACUUGAAUUGAUUUUAUGUAGUUACAUCAUGGCAGUUAAAAUUUCCUUUCCUGUUUAUGAAAAGAAUAGUUGGUUUAAAACACCUGCUUUGUGGUGUCAUCAAUAAAGGCUCUGUUAUUGUAA